UCAACUCCCAGAAGCAUCUAAGGAACUGUUUUGUAUUUCGCGGGACCUGUAUUUCCGGCAGGGUCCCGCGGUUCUCCAACUUGGUCUUUGGUAAAAACCACUGGCUCUAUCGGAUUUCUCCGCCGGGGACUACACUUCCCAGGGGCCUUGCGCUCAAGCAACGUCCACUUCCGGCGCGUUCCGGCCUAACUGCCUGAGGGUCCAAUCCUUCAGGGCCGGGUUGGGCGGGGCGAGGGCGUGGCUGGCCUGGGCGUGGCGGGCGUGGGUGUUGCCGGGGGUGUGCCCCUGAGCAGCGGCCUUGAAGGGUGUCUGCAGCCAGGCAAGGAGAGUGUGCACCCCUCGCGUGACAUGCGGGGGGUGGCGAGUGUGGGGUCGUGCGAAUCCCCGGCCCUCCUGGGUCGUGGCGCCCUCUGCACAAAGGCUAGGCCUGGUGGAGGUCCGGUGGCAGGGACUACGGCUGCUCCUGGGCGCCCCGCCCGGGGAAGGCCGCACUCCAGGAAUGGCCUGGCUUCCCAGUUCGGGCAAGGAGCUGUGACCUCGGAACCUGCGCACAAAGCUCCGCUUUCCAGAGAUACCAACUUCCUCCAGGAGAUAAACCGCAAACGGGAAGCUGCCCCUACAGGGACUAAACUUAAAGCCAAGUCUCAGGGCUUGGUGACAUUUGGGGAUGUGGCUGUAGUUUUCUCCCAGGAGGAGUGGGAAUGGCUCAACUGUGAGCAGAGGAGCCUGUACUGGAAAGUGAUGCUGGACAACUACAGGAACCUAGCAUCCCUGGGACUUUGUGCUUCUAAGCCAGAUAUGAUCUCCUUGUUGGAACAAGGAAAGGAUCCCUGGAUGAUGAAAAGAAAGAUGAGAAGAGGCUGGUGCCCUGACUUGAAGGCCAUGCAGGAGACCAAGGAAUUCCCUCCAAAGGACUUAAGUGAAGGAACAUUAUCCCUGGCAGUGCUAAGAAAACAGCUCCUGCACCGUAGACCUAAGCGCUCCAUGUUACGGGCAAGCUGGGAUGGUGAUGCAGUGUUCAAGGCACACAAGAGCUUGAAGAACAACUCAGAUAUGGCUAGAGACAGUCCUCCACAGCUCGUGUCAGCUCAGAAGAGUUUCUGUAAGAAUGUGACAUGGGAGAACUCUGAUGACCUGGGGUCCUUGGGCCAGAAGCCUGUGCAGGAAGCCCAGGAUUUGCUUCCAAGGCAGGACUCACAUGCUGAACUGGUAACAGGCAGAACUUGGAACACUAAACUUGAGUGCUCCACUUUCAGAAAUCAGAAUUCUGAGUGUAUGUUUGAAAGGAAUGGGCAAGACACACCAUUUGAGCAAGAGACAGUGACUCAGAACAGAGCCUUCUCAGAGGGGAAAGAUGGUAUGUGUAUCAACUCUGGGAGAUGGUUUCAUUUGAACAGUUCAGAAGAGAGAAGUCAUAAUUGUGACUCAGGUAAAAGUUUCCCUUCAAAUCCAAUAGUCGUAAGAGAAACUCGAAUCUAUUCAGGAAAAAAACUUUUCAAAUGUAAUGAAUGUAAGAAAACUUUCACCCAGAGCUCAUCCCUUACUGUUCACCAGAGAAUUCAUACUGGAGAGAAGCCCUAUAAAUGCAGUGAAUGUGGGAAGGCCUUCAGUGACGGUUCCUCCUUCGCACGACACCAGAGGUGCCAUACAGGCAAGAAGCCGUAUGAGUGCCUGGAGUGUGGCAAAGCUUUCAUACAGAACACCUCGCUAGUCCGUCACUGGAGGUACUAUCACACUGGGGAGAAACCCUUCGAUUGCAUUGAUUGUGGGAAAGCCUUCAGUGACCACAUAGGGCUUAAUCAACACAGGAGGAUUCACACCGGAGAGAAACCGUACAUAUGUGAAUUGUGUCACAAAUCCUUUAGGUAUGGCUCAUCCCUCACUGUGCACCAAAGGAUUCAUACUGGAGAGAAACCGUAUGAGUGUGAGAUUUGCAGAAAAGCCUUCAGCCAUCAUGCAUCCCUCACUCAGCAUCAAAGGGUACAUUCUGGAGAGAAGCCUUUUAAAUGUAAAGAGUGUGGGAAAGCUUUUAGGCAGAAUAUACACCUUGCUAGUCACGUGAGGAUCCAUACGGGGGAGAAGCCCUUUGAGUGUGGGGAAUGUGGGAAAUCUUUCAGCAUCAGCUCACAGCUUGCCACGCAUCAGAGAAUUCAUACAGGAGAGAAGCCUUAUGAAUGUAAGGUUUGUAAGAAAGCAUUUACUCAGAAGGCUCACCUUGCACAACAUCAGAAGACUCAUACGGGAGAGAAGCCAUACUCAUGUAAGGAAUGUGGCAAGGCCUUCAGCCAGACCACUCACCUCAUUCAACAUCAGAGGGUUCAUACUGGAGAGAAGCCCUAUAAAUGCCUGGAAUGUGGGAAGGCCUUUGGUGAUAACUCAUCUUGUACUCAACAUCAGAGACUUCACACUGGCCAGAGGCCUUAUGAGUGUGUGGAAUGUGGGAAGGCAUUCAAGACUAAGUCAUCCCUUAUCUGUCAUCGUAGAUGUCACACCGGAGAGAAACCUUAUGAGUGCAGUGCAUGUGGUAAAGCCUUUAGCCACCGUCAGUCCCUUAGUGUACAUCAGAGAAUUCAUUCUGGGAAGAAACCGUAUGAGUGUAAGGAAUGUAGGAAAACCUUCAUUCAGAUUGGACACCUUAACCAACAUAAGAGAGUCCAUACUGGAGAGAGAAUGCAUAACUACAGGAGGGGCAGGAGGGCCCUCAGGCAGACUGCACACUUUGCUCACCGUCAGCGGAUUCAUUCUGGACAGUCACCUGCUCACCCAUCUUUGCCUUCCACAUCAAAUCCUGUGGAUCUCUUCUCCAGAUUCGUCUGGAAUCCAUCCUCACUGUCAUCAUCAUAAUCUCAAAACCUCCAUAUUUCCACCACACUUGUUUACCAACUUGUCUUUCUGCCCCUUUGUUCAUUCUCAUAAGCCCUUCAUGUUACAACCAGGUUGGAUUACUUUUGGAGUGUAAAUGUAAUUAAUUUGCUCAUAUAAAGCUUGUAUUCACUGGUUAAAGCCUAAGGUGCGCUUAGCACAGUGCCUGAUUCAUACCAAGUACUCAACAAACCUGGUCUUUUAAAAGUUUACUUUUGAAAGUGGAAAAUUUAUUCAGAUCAGCUCUGAUGGAAACAGUGCAAUAGAAUGCAGCUAGGAACAAUCAGAGUUUAGAACAGGAAGGGAGUUCUCUGAGUUGGUGAUGAGGCUUCUUUUUCUUGAAAACUUGGUUCUAAGCCAGGGGUAUGGUAGGCUCACCUGCAAUCCCAGAGUUCAUGCAUUCAAAGCCAUCUCCUAGGCAACUUAGUGAGGCCCUAUCUCAAAGUAAAACAAAACAGCUGAUCUAACAGUGCUAAAUUGUAGCGUGGCUUUGGAUUCGAACUACACGAUUAUAAGGUAAGGAAUCUUAGUGAGGAAUUUCCCCUGUACACUUGGCAAUAGCCUGAAAGGAUAGACAGCGUAAGUGUAUGUAGGCUACUUGGAACAAAUGAAUCAAAAGUAUUGGGAAAAAUGCAAGGAAGUUAAAACUUCUAACAAAUAAAGAAAACCAAAGGAUUUGAUCUAUA
Molecule: messenger RNA, 3548 nt
Organism: Mastomys coucha (southern multimammate mouse)
Lineage: Eukaryota; Metazoa; Chordata; Mammalia; Rodentia; Muridae
Product: zinc finger protein 28
Exons: 7
Coding region: 349-2844 (831 amino acids)
Biological process (GO): regulation of immune system process; negative regulation of transcription by RNA polymerase II; regulation of cytokine production
Molecular function (GO): DNA-binding transcription factor activity; RNA polymerase II cis-regulatory region sequence-specific DNA binding
Source: RefSeq, a predicted model, not a curated record